Messenger RNA from Morus notabilis, 2352 nucleotides. RefSeq lists its product as uncharacterized. The coding region runs from base 631 to 1914 and encodes 427 amino acids. NCBI's taxonomy places the organism in Eukaryota, Viridiplantae, Streptophyta, Magnoliopsida, Rosales, Moraceae. The record is from RefSeq and is a predicted model, not a curated record. Gene Ontology annotation, cellular component: cytoplasm. The transcript has 9 exons.
UGAUUCUUUCCUCGUCUACUACUCUACUCCACCGUCCCCCCCCAACUUCCCUUCCUUCCUUCCUUCAGUUCUUUCUCUCUCCUCUCUUUCUCUUUCUCUCUCUCUCUCUCUAAAUCUUUCCGUCGCAAGAGCACGGACUCCGAAGUACAGACAAAAAACAUACAUAAACAAGAAAACCAAUUUUUUAAGAUUGUAUAAAAACAGGAAACCAAGAGAGAAAACUCUCUCUCUCUCUUUCUCAUCUCUCCGUUUCUCUCUUAGUGAGAGAGACUUCCCAUGGUGGUUGUCACUUCUUCUCUCCGCGUCUGUUGAAUUGGAGCCUUUCUUCGCCGGCGAGAGAAAACGAGGAUAUCUUGGAUGUUGUUCUGCUUCAGAUGAAACUACUUGUAAAUGAGCAAUUAUGAUGUAAAAUAACUUUAGGGUCGCCAACUCCAACAAUAUAUGAUGUCACUGUUGUUUGCUUAGUAUGUUGUCAAAUAAUUCAAGUGUGUUGAAAAGCUUUUCUUUUGUUUAGUAGAGAUUGAUAAUUGCGGGAGAUCUGGGUUUUAUUGCUUUUAGCGUGGUUGUUUUGACUUCGCUAAUUUGAAGCAUAAAUAACGCGAAUCAAAAGAAGUGAGAAUUUCACAUUUGAUGGGUAAUAAGCUUGGAAGGAGAAGGCAGGUAAUUGAUGAGAAGUACACAAGGCCUCAGGGACUUUAUCACCAUAAAGAUGUGGAUCAUAAGAAGCUCAGGAAGCUCAUACUUGAGUCUAAGCUUGCUCCAUGCUAUCCUGGAGAUGAAGAAUGCACCUGUGAUCUUGAGGAAUGCCCAAUUUGCUUUCUGUAUUAUCCAAGUCUCAACAGAUCAAGAUGUUGCAUGAAAGGAAUUUGUACAGAGUGUUUUCUGCAGAUGAAGGUUCCAAACUCUACCCGUCCCACACAAUGUCCCUUCUGUAAAACCUCUAAUUAUGCCGUGGAAUAUCGGGGUGUGAAAACAAAGGAAGAGAAGGGCCUUGAGCAAAUAGAAGAACAACGAGUAAUAGAAGCUAAAAUUAGGAUGCGGCAGCAAGAACUCCAGGAUGAAGAAGAAAGAAUGCAGAAAAGACAAGAAUUGGAUUCUGGAAGGAGAAACGUUGAACCAGCUGAGGUGGAAGACAACACAGUAAAUGAAGUUCCAUCGUCUACAUCUCCCGUUGUGCGUGAUGAAAUCGUUUCUUCUCAAGACUCCUAUUCUGCAUCAAUGUUCAGACCACCUCCGCCAUUGAGGGCGCACAGGGAGGAUGAAUUUGAUCUGGAUCUCGAGGAUAUAAUGGUCAUUGAGGCAAUAUGGCUUUCCAUUCAGGAGAGUGGCAGAAAUAAAACAUCAAAUAUUGUCGACGCCCCUUCAUCAGGACAAUAUGUUACAGAAGAUUGCUAUGUCUCACCGUCAUUGGCUCCAGUUGCGGGAUCAUCAUCUUCAUCAUCACCAUCCGGGGGUCUUGCUUGCGCAAUAGCUGCCCUGGCGGAGCGCCAGCAAAUGGGUGGAGAAUCCUCCACUAACCCCGGAGGUAAUGGGUCAGCAUUCAAUAUGGUUCCAGGCGCUAGCAGGUUCUACAACAGAGCAGACAGAGACGCUGAAACUUAUCCACCUGCAGUGAACUCCACUGCCGUAUCACCCAAAUGCGCAAUGGCUCUGCCUAGGGAUGACAGAGAAUGGAAUAUUGAUCAUGGAUCAGAGGUGGCUGAAGCAGGGACCAGCUACGCAAGCUCUGAUGCAGCAGAAGAUGCUGGCAGCAUGUCGGCAUUACCGCCGCCCAAUCAAAUUGAGGGCAACCUUCAAAAUGUUCCGGAGCCCAUUGUUCCCGAGAGCUUUGAGGAGCAAAUGAUGCUGGCUAUGGCCCUCUCUCUUGCUGAGGCUCGUGCCAUGGCCGGUGGACAGGGAGUUACCUGGCAGUAGUUCUAUGUCAUGUUAAUGGAGAUGUUAAACUUCUCAAUCAGAUGAUCUGCCCAAGUUCUCUGAAACUUGAGAUAGAGCAACUGCACAAGAAGGUGCACGAAACUUGUUUGAAAGUCAUCUAGUCAAGUCAAGGUAGUGAUGAUUCUCUCUCUCUCUCUAUAGAUUGAAAGAAAACAGAAUAUUUUAGUAAAUGAAAGGCUUCGCAUUUUCCUACUUUCAAACAUUGAGCCUAAUGAUUCUUUAUAAUUCAGCUCGCUUGCGAUUCCCUUGGAAAUGUUUUCAUUUCUUUCCACGUUCAGCUAUAAUGCUUCUUUAUAAUGUCAGUCGAACUUAUUGGGAAAGUGGUUCUUAAGGGGAAUAAUAGAUAUUACAAGUCGGAAGCUUUCAUUCAAGUUAUUGUGGUAUUAGUCGUCGGCAACGUCGAUUCCGUGUGAUACA